AUGUAUAACGUGCACAAAAUGCUAACCUUAGAUUCGAACCCAUUAAUUCGACUGGAAAAACGACUGAAUGCACUUAAGCAUACCCAUAAUGCUGGACUCGCACGCAGCACUUUUUUGACUGAAAAUAACUUUAACGUUAACCGACAGUUGAUGGAGAGCUUGAUUCUACGGCUGCGAUCUGUUGAUCCGAAAUCAAAGAAAAGCAAACGUGUCGCUAGUCGUGUAAAAGUGGGUUCGCCUAAGAGGAUGCGCCCUAUGCCUAUGAAACCACAGGAACUUUUUAAUCCACACUACACUAGUUACACUGGUUUUCAGUCAAAGUUGCAUACGGUCAAGAGAAUGCAUCCAUCUGAGUAUUGCGAUACUUCAGACUCUACGUUUUUGAAAGAUUUGAAAGAAUUGCCAUCUCUUAAUCCAUCAGAGGUGGAAACGGUUUUGCUUAAAAAAGACAUGAGCACACGCAGUUCUUGUCAGAAAGGCGAACCGAUAUUUCCUCCACCUCCAGAUCCAUCAUGUGCUAUAACUCCAAGGGCUGUUGUAACAUCUGCGGGCAAGUCAAGUGCCUCAAAUAUGCAGCGUAUUCGAAAAGGAUCGCAGACCUUUAAUUUGACAGGGCCUUCCCCAGAUAAAUUUACAAUACCAACAACUUCAUGCGUUCCUAACUUUGGACAGAGCAUGCGUCCCAGUGGACUGUCAUCAACUCUACCCGUCUCUUCAUGUCCUUACGUGGAUUUGCGUGCUAAAUAUGAUCCCGAUUGUUACCUCAGUGCGCCUCCAAAUUACGAACAAUUCGGACUCUCUGGGUUCUCAAAUGACUACUCUGGUUUCACUCCAUACAAUAGGUCUCCCAAUUACGCUCCUUGGAUGUCAUUAGGGAAGUAUGAUCACAAUAUAUCAAAUCGUGUUGCUCAAGGCUCAGCAUCCAUUUCACCUGACGGUGCACCCGGGUAUAGGAACUAUUCGGCCACUGCGGGACCCGAAAACUCCUCUGGAUUCGCGACUAAUUUGCCUUUUAACUCAUCGUUCCAAAGCGAGGAUUUUAUGCAGGGUAUACCCUCUUAUCCCCCAUCAAUCGACCCGCAACAGUCGGCAUAUGGAAUAAAUUUGUCUUCCUAUACUUAUCCUCCACCAAGCACUACAUCUUACAUGUGA
Messenger RNA from Hydatigera taeniaeformis, 1152 nucleotides. NCBI's taxonomy places the organism in Eukaryota, Metazoa, Platyhelminthes, Cestoda, Cyclophyllidea, Taeniidae. The record is from the annotation of a GenBank genome assembly.